Adineta steineri is the source of this 1011-nucleotide messenger RNA. The record is from the annotation of a GenBank genome assembly. NCBI's taxonomy places the organism in Eukaryota, Metazoa, Rotifera, Eurotatoria, Adinetida, Adinetidae.
AUGAGUACAAGAAUAAUAUGGCUACGUAAUAUCAAUAAUUCCGAACUUCUCAAUAACAAUACAAAUACUACUACUAUAUCUGAUUAUCGUUAUAUAAAACUUAUUAUUUUAUUAUCUUGUCAAAUAAUAUCAAUUCUAUGUUCUCUAUUUAUAUUUGUUAAUAUUAUACAUCAACCAUUAAAAUUUAUAAAACCAAUAGGAAAUCAUUUUAUUUUCGUUUUAUUAAUAACAAGUUUUAUUCAAGUAACAACGGAAUUAUCUAUGGUAGAAAGUUAUCUACGUACUGGUAUUGUACAACCAUCCAAUAAUAGUUAUUGUCUAUUUUUUAAUUGGUAUGAAUUUUCUUUAAAUGGUAUUAGUUUAUUUGUUAUGUUUUGGGCAACAAUUGAACGUCAUAUUCUAAUUUUUACUAGAUCUAUUUAUCAAAUUCGAUGGAAAUGUAUUGUUUUUCAUUAUUUACCGCUUAGUAUAGCAACAUUAUAUACACCAACAUUCUAUGGUUAUGUGAUUUUUAUAUAUAAUUGUGCUAAUACUUGGGAUUAUUAUGAAUUACUUUGUACUUCGCCAUGUUUUUAUCAAAAUAAAAUUCUUGGUAGUAUAGAUUGGUUAAUAAAUAUAAUUAUACCAGCAUUUUCAAUUGUUUUAGUAAAUAUAAUAUUAAUAAUUCGAGUAACAUGUCGUUCAACUAGUGUAAGAAUUACUAUUCAACGAAAAAAAAAGAAUCGAAAAAUGACUGUACAAUUACUUGUAAUUUCAUCACUUUUUCUUAUAUUUUGGUUACCAAUUGCAAUUACAGGUUUAAUUCAACAAUAUUUUUCUCCAACAUUUUUAAUUGAUAUUCAAUUUAAUAUAUUUUUUUAUUUAAUUUAUUUUAUUCAAUUAUUUCUUCCGUUUGUUUGUUUAAUUUCUUUACCAGAAUUAAAAAAAGUGAUUCGUGUUAAAUUACAUAAAUGGCGAAGACGAAAUUUAAUAAUUGAUGGAGCAAGUUUACAAAUGGCUACAAUCGGUUAA